GCCUGCAGCCCAGUAUAGUCGAGCCGCUCGCCCCGGUGGCAGUGUGCUUGUGGUCAUUAUAGCACGCUAAACAUGAGUGAAACUGACGUACACUUCAGUGUAAAGAGGAGAUACAUCGACCUUUCACUUGAUCUGAAUUUAGACCAAGCAGCAUCCGACGAAGCGUGGACUAGCUAUGAGAAUAUUCAGCAGAAAUACACGUUAGAGGGUGAGCAGCUACCGUGGUUAGCAUGUGCACUGUAUGCAGCAUGCAGGCGAAGAUCAGUUCCUACAGUGGGAGGGCGCCCUGGAAAUGUGAUCCAGGGCAACUGUGUGUCUCUUACUCGAAUGUUGCAGCACUGCAAUCUCCCUUUGACAGAAUUCAUCAAGAAAAUGAAGGCUUGGCUGGCUAUGUCGCACUUUGACGAAGGCUUCUGCCGAAGAGUUGAGCUAUUGGAGAGGAAUUUUGCUGUAUCCAACAACAUCUUUAAAAAGUACAAACCUAUCUUCCUAGACCUGUUCAAAGAUCCUGCGAAUGACUUGCCUCGUCCUCCAAGGUCACGUAAACAGCGACGGCCUCCUUGUAACUGUACUGAAAUCUUUCAUUUCUGCUGGACAUUGUAUAUCUUAAUAAAAGGGAAAUAUCCAAGUAUUCCCCAGGACCUUGUUAGCUGUUAUUCAUUAUUGUUAGCCUCUAUUGAUCUUAUUUAUGGAAAUGUGGUACUCUCCAACCGUAAAGAUCUCAUCAAUCCAAAUUGCCAAGGUAUACCAAAGGAUUUUUUUAGUAAUGAAUUGAGUGGUGAGCUGUCAUCAUGGCCAGUGUCAAUUAUGGAUUACCUCUGUGAAAAAUUUGAAGGUGUGCUCGUGGAAACCAAAGUUGUGCGAGAAUACUACUGGAAUAAGCAUAUCAAAGACCUCGUAGAAAAAAAGGUACUGAAAGGUGGUGUAGAAGGCACUGGUCUUCUGGAACAAACCAAUUUUGAUCAUAAUGUAAAAGAAGUAAAAAAUGCCUAUGAAGAACACUUGUUGAGUUUUGGCGAGUUUGACGAGAGAAUGUUCUUGAACGAAGACGAGGUGGUGAAGGGGGUGACUGGGUCGUCUCCACCAUCAACUCACACAGUGCAUCACGACUCUCCCUUGGAUGCUGGGUCAAUGAGACAAGCUAGAAGAAACUUAGUGCCGUCAUUUGAUGGUGAUCAUCAUUUAGUGCCACAAACGCCAAUCACUGGUCGUCGCUACACUAUAGAUCGUCCAACUAUUGGCAACAACCCACUAACAGUGGUCACCUCAGGCCUGCAUAAACUAUAUGCUCUUUUAGCAGGUCGAAAAAAUAGUGCCAGUGAAGAACUUCUUGAAAUAUUCAGAACUUUCAAGAAUAACCCGGAUGAAAAGAUCACAGCAUUGGUUGCAGAAUUAAGUGAUGUGUUCUGUGGCCUAUACACUCAAGCCACAGAAGACUACACAGGUCCUAGUAUAGACUUUGCAAAAAUGAGGCUGCAGAUGGGUCAGAUGCUUUACUACACCUUUUUAGAACACAUCUUGGUGGAUGAGAGGAGGAGAGGCAUUGAUCUUAUGGCAAUUUUGAAAGAAGAUUUAUUUCAUCGAACUCUGUUUACUUGCUGCUUAGAAAUUGUUCUAAAAUCGUAUAAUGAUCCUAGAAGGUUUCCCUGGUCAUUGCAAGUUGGGCAUGUAGAACCUUACUACUUCAUUCGGAUCAUUGAGCCUGUAAUACGAUCAGAAAAACAAUCUGACAAUCAGUUAUCAAGAGAACUAGUUAAGCACCUUAAAGGGAUUGAAGAGCAGAUCCUAGAUUCUCUUGCCUGGAAGGCAGAAUCGCCCUUAUGGCAGAUCCUACAUCCUGGUAAUUUAGAUGUUCCCUCGUGUCAGGAUGUAAACUUUUCUGAUCAAUUGGAGACAGAGAUGAACCCAAUCACUCCUUCCAUAAGCCUGUCUUCAAAUCCAAUGUCUCCAUUACCAAAACUAGUCACUGAUAAGGGUACUCCUAACAAUCUCCAGCUUUCACCUUUGUCAACAAUAUCAGAAAGGUUCCAGUCACCAAUUGGUCAGUCAUCUGCUAGAAGGACACUCUUUCCUUCUUCUACAUCAGGUUCCCUUGAUCCUCCCCCUGUGCUUACUUUCUCUCGACCUGCUGGUCUCUGUAACCGUAUGCCUCCUGUAUCUUCAGUGGUGACUACAACUACAUCUCCGUCUGUUCACAAGUCGCCCAGCAUUAUUACUGUUCAGGUGAAAGAGAAUGGAGUGACAACUUUAUACACUGUGCCAACAAAUCCUCAAAAUGCUUCUGAAGGCAAUGAAGAAAAUCCAUUUGAGGGGUUAUCAGACACAUCAAAUGAACACAAGAAAAAAGAUAAACCAAAGAGACAUGGUUCUUUAGCUUUGUUCUGCAGAAAGUUCUACACCUUGGCAAACAUGAGGCUACGAGAAUUGUGUGAUAGAUUAGAUAUUACAGAUAAAGAACUGAGAAAAAAAAUUUGGACUUGCUUUGAGCAUUCAAUUAUCCACCACACAGAACUAAUGCGUGAUCGACAUAUGGACCAAAUGAUAAUGUGUGCUAUAUACAUCACUUGCAAAGUGACAGGGAAUGACAGGAUCUUCCAAGAGAUUAUGAAGCAUUACAGGAAUCAGCCUCAAGCUGCAUCCCACGUCUACCGAAGUGUGUUGAUAUCAAGAUCAAGUACUUCAAAGUCUCUCAAAUCCGAAGGUGAUAUUGGUCGGCAACAUGGAAGUGCGCCCCCACCUACACCAAGUCAAAUGACAGGAACCUCGGCUAGCUUCGAUUCAGAAGAACGAGGUGAUCUCAUCUUAUUUUAUAACCAAGUAUAUGUACAACAAAUGAAGGCAUUUGCUCUCAAGUUCCGAGCAGCUCAGGAGGGUGACCUUCCUCCUCUGUCACCACUUCCUGUUGUGCGUCACACUCCAGUCUCUCCCCGUCGAAGAAUUUCCAGCAAUCACUCUGUCUUCAUUAAUUCAUUGAGUCCAGUGAAGGGCAGUACAGCAAUGUCGCCACGGAAACCCUUGCCAUAUUUUUUCAACAGAAGUCCUGCUAAGGAUCUAAGGGUCAUCAAUACAAUGCUCAAGAUGAAAGGAGUAGGAGUGAAACGUUUGUUGGGUGACUCUGAUCUCAGUGGGUCAGAUAUUAAGCGGCCUCUUAUUGGCAUGACAAAACGCAUACAAGGAGUCUUGGGUGAUCGUUUGUCAGCCACCCCAACAUUAGAUCUCCAAGAAUCUGCAGCCACGCAAGAUUCCUCGGCUUUGCCUCAAAAUGGUCAUGCAACAGAGCUAGUUAGUGAAGACUACAGUACACCAGAACAGUCUUAGCCUUUGAAUAGCUUUUAGGAGUGUUGAUAGAAUUGAUUGUUGCUUAUUUCUCUAUAAAAUGAGUGGACUUAAUAGCAAGCUUGUAUUGGUAUGUAAUUCUCGUUUUUCCUUAUUAGGUGUAAAUUCCUACAGUGAGGAUUAAAUGAGUGUUUUCAGACUACAGUAGUAUGAGGUUGGUUCUGCUUGUAAAACAUGGAAUGCACAUAACUUGCAAAUCUUAAUCGUAACCAGCAUGUUUGUGUACAUCUUGCUGAUAUCUCGACGUGGUAAGACAUCAGAUUGUCAACUUACAAAUGGGUCUUAUUGUCUGCAAACCAAAGAAAUUUGGUUGUGGUUGAUAUUGAAGGGCAUGUUGGGCAUUUAAAGACAUCACUGCAACACUUGGAUUAAUUGGUGGCAAUAUUUAUAAAUGAUUAAGUUCUUCAGUUAUAUUCUGAAUAUCUUCUUAUCUUCAGAAAGAUAAGAUGUUCAUUAUAAAACUGAUAGGAAAUUUUAUUCACAUGUUUAUAUAGUGAUAAUUAUAUAAUAAAUGUUUAUCGUUGUAACUUAAAUGUUUUAAUUUACAAUUAUACAGUUGUGUACUUUAUUUUAAAUUUAUUAAAGUGUAUAUAAUUGUAUUUUCAUUGUCAUAGCAAUGAAAAUGAUGUAAUACAGCUUGCCAUGUAUGCCUGUUCAAGAUUUAGGUUGUGUUCUCUUGUUGUUUAGACAUGAAAAAUAUCAAGUUAUUUGAUGGUCUCCUGUUAUAUCACAGGGCAGUAUUAGGAGAAGGGGGGCAGGGUGGGGGGGGUAGAAAUUGGAGUACAAGCUUGUAUAUUGUAAUAAAUUGAUAAAUAUCCAUUUUUCCAUAUUUAUGAUAUGCAAAUUUAUUAAAAUGUUAGAUAAUCUUAAUCUUCAGUUGAUAAACAAUUUUGCAUAUUAGU
Molecule: messenger RNA, 4238 nt
Organism: Procambarus clarkii (red swamp crayfish)
Lineage: Eukaryota; Metazoa; Arthropoda; Malacostraca; Decapoda; Cambaridae
Gene: Rbf
Product: Retinoblastoma-family protein
Biological process (GO): negative regulation of G1/S transition of mitotic cell cycle; regulation of transcription by RNA polymerase II; cell differentiation
Cellular component (GO): chromatin; nucleus; transcription regulator complex
Molecular function (GO): RNA polymerase II transcription regulatory region sequence-specific DNA binding
Source: RefSeq, a predicted model, not a curated record